Messenger RNA from Bipolaris victoriae FI3, 216 nucleotides. RefSeq lists its product as hypothetical. Lineage: Eukaryota; Fungi; Ascomycota; Dothideomycetes; Pleosporales; Pleosporaceae. The transcript has 2 exons. The record is from RefSeq and is a predicted model, not a curated record. Bases 1 to 216 code for a protein of 71 amino acids.
AUGUACGGUGUAUCUUACACAUACUUAUUGGCUUGGCAAGUGUCGGAUGUCGACUUUUGGAACAUGACCCUGAUGCUGUUCACCCAUGUGGUACUCGGCGUGUAUCGUACGGAUCCCUGGUCCCCGUCCCUGCGCCCAGAGUGUAGGUACCAGAUGGGUCGUAUCUUACACAUCCCCGUCCUGGUUAAUGUUUCCAUACCAGGCUUUUUCGGGUAA